This is a messenger RNA of Hyla sarda, 1461 nucleotides long. Its product is annotated as glutathione S-transferase theta-3-like. The record is from RefSeq and is a predicted model, not a curated record. Gene Ontology annotation, biological process: glutathione metabolic process. Gene Ontology annotation, molecular function: glutathione transferase activity. Gene Ontology annotation, cellular component: cytoplasm. NCBI's taxonomy places the organism in Eukaryota, Metazoa, Chordata, Amphibia, Anura, Hylidae. The transcript is spliced from 5 exons. The coding region runs from base 19 to 768 and encodes 249 amino acids.
UUGGCUGUCACUAUCACUAUGGCUGAAUUGAAGCUAUACCUGGACCUGCGGUCUCAGCCCUGCAGAUUUGUCUAUCUCUUCGCAAAAGCCAACAACAUUCCAUUUCAGCACCAUGAGAUAAAGCUGUUUCAAGGGGAUCAUCUCACGGAAGAGUUUGAAAAUGUAAAUCCAUUACGCAAAGUUCCAGUCUUAAAAGAUGGAGACUUAACACUUGUUGAAAGUAUGGCUAUGCUGCGCUACCUGGUACAAAAAUACAGCACACCUGAUCAUUGGUACUCAUCUGACCCUCAGAUACGGACACGUGUUGAUGAAUAUCUUGCGUGGCAGCACACCAACACGCGUCUCCACAGCUGUAGAGUCUUCUGGGUGAAGUGUAUGACUCCAGCUAUUAUGGACGAAGAGGCUGCACCAGAAAAACUGGAUUAUGUCCUUGCUGAGUUCAGAGAGAUCAUGAUACAGUUUGAGGAUAAAUUCCUGCAAGAAAAACCAUUUCUGGCCGGAGAUGAAAUAUCAUUGGCAGAUCUCGUGGCUAUAGUGGAAAUCAUGCAGGUAACUGCAAGUGGAGUACCUAUUUUUGAAGAAAGACCAAAGCUUGAAGCAUGGAAACAGAGAGUUGAGGAAGAGCUGGGGUCAGAGCUCUUUAGAGAAGCUCACGAGGACAUCCUCAAUGUUCAGGAGCAACAGCUUAAUUUACUGACCCCUGAAGCCAAGGAGCAAUUUAAAGGCAGACUUCGUCUUUUUACAAAUGCUGGGAUGUGGUUGUGCUAAUGUAUACAACAUUUUAUAAUAAAUCAGCAAUAUAUGUAUCUCUUAGGGUUCAUAAAGGUUCUGUUAGACAAUUCUGCUUACAAAGCCUUUGUUGCAGUAUCUGUUUGAAGUCGGAGACCAAAUAUUUGGGCUUCGUGCACUAUAAGUCCUGUGCAUUCCUCAUGAAUCAUUCCAAAUUUUUGUCUACUUUUUUAAAUAUACUUUAUCACUGAAAAAAAAUAUCCAAGCAGUUUAGAUCCUAGUUGGGAAAAAAAUACAUUUUAAAAGACAUGGGUGGAAUAUUUAUUAAUUCCUGUUAAUUUUCAGUGUUAGGCUAGGCUUCCACACAGGUUUUUUUUCUGAUGUUUUUUUUGGAAAUCUGCUACUGCAGUUUUUGAGUCAAAACCAGAAGUGUAUUCAAUAGGAAUGGGGAAUAAAAAGAAAUUAUUACACUUCUCCUUCCUACUGGAUCCACUUCUGACUCUGGCUCAAAAACUGCAGUGACAUUUUUUUUUAAACACGAGAAAAAACCUGCGUGGAAACCUAGCCUUAAAAGUAAACUAAAUGCAAGGCAAUUUGACCACCUUUUUUAUACAGUUGAUUAUUAUAUAUAUUGUGUUCCAGCAACCACAAAGAGACAUCUCUGCCUUUAAAUGGGAAAAUUGAUCUAAAGUGGGUCCCCUUGGAAGUUAACUUCCAGCCUUUUUGAAGUUA